This is a messenger RNA of Parnassius apollo (apollo), 297 nucleotides long. Lineage: Eukaryota; Metazoa; Arthropoda; Insecta; Lepidoptera; Papilionidae. The record is from the annotation of a GenBank genome assembly.
AUGGUCUUUGAAGCGCAUAAUAAAGAUGUUCUGUUUACCAUCACACCUGAAUGGCAAAAAUUUGAAGUUUGUGAUGAGCUUUCGAUAUUUAGGACAUAUCGUAUCGGCAGUGACCUGUGGAAUGAUUGGGACAUGGACAGGGAAAGCGGUUCCUUACUGUACGUGCUAAUAUUAUUAGCAAGAAGUUUAACAAAUGAGGCCAUGAUACCAAAAUAUUACUAUUCAAAACCUAUUACUGUUAAUCGCUUUACAUCUACAAUGUUCGCUAAGGCACGCGUGCUGGCGCUCGAUGUUUGA